This is a messenger RNA of Symbiodinium natans, 1938 nucleotides long. NCBI's taxonomy places the organism in Eukaryota, Dinophyceae, Suessiales, Symbiodiniaceae. The record is from the annotation of a GenBank genome assembly.
AUGGCCAAGAGCGACAUUUUGUCCCUACGCUCCGGCUCCUAUGCCCUGCUACCCACCGGCGAUCAAGACACGCCGGUCCGUGGGGUGGCCAGCCAGGCCGAGUCGCGGAUCCGCGCUGUCAGCGUUGUGGGCUCGCAGCGCCAGGAUGCUUUUCGGAUGACGUCCGUGGCCAGCGGUCCGGUGGAUGUGGAGAAGCCGUGGGGCUUGGAGAUGCUCGACCAGGACUUCCUGGACAGCCCAGCAAUGCAGGGAGCGACCAUCUGCCUCAUCAUGAUGAAUGCGAUCAUCAUUGGCCUAGAGACAGACUUCCCCGAGAAGUUCGCAUGGGACAUCGUAGAAAACAUCUUCCUUGUUUUCUUCACCAUCGAACUGGCAAUUCGAAUCUAUUGCCUGGGGGUGUUCAAGUUCUUCAACUUCCGCAACAAUCCAGACAUUGCUUGGAACCUGUUCGACUUCAUGCUGGUAUCCAUGGGGGUUCUGAGCUUGGGCUUGCACUUUGUCGCGGGAUCCACAGAUAUUCUGGCCAGGAACGCAACCCUGUUCCGCAUCAUCCGCUUGUUGAGAAUACUCCGGGUGUUGCGAAUCAUCCGCAUUGUGCGUUUCCUGAAGCAGCUCUAUCUGCUCGCCUAUGGCUUCAUUGAGGGUACCAUGGCGGUCCUCUGGGUGACCAUCCUGGCUUCCUUCAUGCUGUACAUUUGUGCAGUCAUCCUCGUCCGAGCAUAUGGCCGGAACACCCCGGAAGAUGACCCUUACCAUGACUUCUUCGCCGCGCACUUCGGCAGUAUACCAAUGACCAUGUUCGCGUUGUUCGAGCUCAUUACAGCUCCCGACCUGGCGCCUUACCGCGAAGCGAUGUUUGCAAAUCCUCCCCUGGUGGUUUUCCUUGUGGUUUUCAUCAUCUUGGGCAGCUUUGGCAUCAAUGGCCUCCUGGUGGCCCUCAUCAAUGAGAGCAUCCUGGAGAAGAACCAGGCGCGCAUCGAAGCUGACCGAAUGGACCGCGAGACGAAGCGCAAGACGAUGCAGCAGCGCUGCGGGGAGCUCUUCGACGAGCUGGACGUGAACAACAACCGGGUCCUGCCUCGAGAUGAGAUCAAGCAGUGCACGGACCAGAUUGCAGAACUGCUGGAAAGCUAUGGCGUGAACUUUCAGCGGCCAGAUCUGGACCAAAUGUUUUAUGUCAUGGACUACAGUGACACAGGCAUCAUCGAGCGGUCCGAGUUCAUUCAGGGUGUGGUUGGCCUGUGCGACCAGAUCCGCCCCAUGUCCAUUAUGGAGCUCCACUACCAGGUCUCCAAGACCUGCGGCAAAGUGGACCUUACGGAGUUGAAGGUGGAUGGCUUGGCGAAGACGGUCGAAGGCUAUGAAGCCAAGAUUGACAGCGUGGAGUCCUCUCUGAGGAGGCUCACGGACCACAUGCCGAAGCCUUCGGAGGGCCAAAGGGCCAACUCCAGGCGAACGUCGCAUGACUUGGACACCAUCCAGUCUGUGACCUUCCACCAGGACGCGAUACCAGAAUGGGACGGCGAGGGCGACGCCGACGACAUCUGGAGCACCCAAGAGAACGGGGAGCCAUCGGAUCGGUCCAUGGAAGCCAAAGCGCAGAGUCCGGGCAGCGACUGUGCUGGGUGCAACGUUGCUGAAGACAACGUGGCGGCGAACUUGGUUGAAGCGGGCAAAGAAGCAGGCCAUGGGCUGCAUGCCAUGCUGGCCGGCCACAGCCAGCUACUGACGGAGGUGCUCGAAGCUGUGCAGGCAUUUAGGCAGCAGCCUGCGGACAAGCCAGCCCGGACAAAGGCAUCGGGCUUGGCCAAUGCAAUCCUGCAGCUCCAGCGUGCCAAUGUCGAUGUGCUGAGCGCUCUUCUCGAUGCCGGCUCAGAGGAGCUAAUGUCUGAGCCUGAGCCAGCUUCAAAGAAGCAACAGCUCGAUGGCCCAUUUUGA